Messenger RNA from Durusdinium trenchii, 1930 nucleotides. Lineage: Eukaryota; Dinophyceae; Suessiales; Symbiodiniaceae. The record is from the annotation of a GenBank genome assembly.
AUCGUCAGUAUUCACAUAGAUGCUUCCCAUCCUCACAGCUUUGGUAUUUUUGCAGUCCAGAACAUCAGCGCUUGCGCUAUCGAUGCACAACUUGCACACAUUGGCAGGGAGACCUUUGCAGUGCUGCGGCAAAUUCCAUGCUGUGUGGAAACAAUUGUAUAUCAUGACUACUGUGACGUUGACGUUUUCAACGCGGUACAGUAUUUCGUUUCUGCUGGAGUCCUAGCUUUUCGCACCAGCAUCGGGAUGCGAAAUUGGGUGGCGCCUUGGUGUCGCGAUGGCCGUCCGGAAGGUGCAGCCAUGCGGGUUUUGCGCCACACCGACAAGUUUCACGAGAGAUUGGAAACACUCUACCAGCAUUUCUUGUCACCGACAAGCCUCGUCAAUGACUGGACACAGGCGACGCCUUGCCCAGAGACUGAACGGAACUACAUGGUUUCUUUUUACAACUCUCAACCAGCGCUUUCUCUUCACUUUGGCCUUCAGCCCUGCUGCUUCUUCACUCAGCUAUUUGACCCCGAUCCAACGGGCUCUUGCCAAGCCAGGCGCGUACCCAAAUCUCCGCUGCUGAUGCUCAAAGCAUGGACUGCCCCCAACUUAAAGCAAACGGUUUUUCGUCCAAGCGGGUCAUCGUUUCAUGACGGGGCGGCCCUUACAAGUCGGAAGUCGGCACAAGAGUUGGUUCUAAGGUGACCGAUGGAAGAUUGAGGAAGGUACUUGCACUCGGCAGUGCAAAUAUAGGGCGCAUUCCCAGCCCCAGGAAUUUGCUCUUAUUGGCGGUCCCAAUAUUGGAUGAGUCGGGGUGACUUCGGCCUUGACAAUCUGAUCAAACUUGAUAGAAUUUUGAGCUAAGGCCGCCGUUCAGUCAAAAGCCUGUUUCUUGUGCUUGUUGCUUUGUCGGAUGUCGGUUUAUUGAAGCCCACUCAUAGACAGCUUACGCUCAAGCAUUUGCCAACCGUUUGGGUUUUGAGAAACAGCACGCAAGCGGACUAAGAGGAAAAGGACACAUGAUUUUGAAAGGCCGGCGUCGCGAAUAUUUAAGUUUGGAAACAAAAACAAACCAACCCCGACGCAAAAUCGGCUUUGGGGCCCUGCUGGUAGCUUUGUCCUUGUCCCAUGCUUGGGCAGAGCUUGAUCGCGAUCUGCAAACAAUGUCUUUGCAAGUCGAAAGAUCGGGUGGCCAAAAACCUAUGGUGGCAGUCGGUUUCCGCUGGACCGACCAAUUAGGGAGCAUGCUUGACGACUUCCUGCACGUGGGCUCAUCAGCAAAGUGAAGCAACUGGUAGAUCACUGUUUCGGGCACUAAAGGACAAUUGAUAAACACGCGUGAUCUGGAACAUCCUAACCUCAGACACUUCGAGUAGGCAAUGUGAUAACAGCUCGGAUUCACGCAGACGCUGUAAAAAGUCUUGCGCUGCAAAAAGGGGGUGUGGUGUGUUUGAAAGAUCUUUUGCACAGCACGCCCACCGCGUGGCAUUGCCCAACUCAAGAGCUCCAGGCAGUUGCAAAGGCUUCUCGGUGAAGCUUGUUGCACGCGAUUGCUGGUAGCCAUUGUUAACCGGUUGCGGGAUGGCUGGUGGGUCAUGAAAGGUUUUUUUUUCAUCAGUGGACAACAACAGUUUCAGGUGCAAUGGUGUCGAAAUACUCUUUGUCCCCGCGCAGCUGCAUUUUGCUUUCAUCCGAGAUGUUUGGAAACUGUUUUUUUGGGGUGACCGGUCUCCAUUAACAGCAGACGCUAAAGUGGCAUGAAAUCAAACAACAACGUGUCAGAAAUGCGCUUCCAUGCCGGGGCUAAUCACGCGCUGGGGAGUGUGAGGCAGCGCCAUUUGAUGAAGACGAUGCUUCUUGUCACUGCGCCAGCCAAUGCCAAUGGAGCAGCAAGCUCGUCGACUUGCGCGACUGACUGUGAAUCUUGUAAUAUAUCGAUAAA